AUGCCCAAAGUCAAAAAAAGCAGGAAAGCUCCUCCAGAUGGUUGGGAAUUGAUCGAACCAACACUGGAUGAACUAGAUCAAAAGAUGAGAGAAGCUGAAACUGAACCCCAUGAGGGAAAGAGAAAAGUGGAAUCUCUGUGGCCCAUUUUCAGAAUCCAUCACCAGAAAACGCGAUAUAUAUUUGACCUGUUUUAUAAGCGGAAAGCCAUUAGUAGAGAACUCUAUGAAUACUGCAUUAAAGAAGGCUAUGCAGACAAAAACCUAAUUGCCAAGUGGAAAAAGCAGGGCUACGAGAAUUUAUGCUGCCUACGCUGCAUUCAGACCAGGGACACCAACUUUGGGACGAACUGCAUUUGCCGGGUUCCGAAAAGCAAGCUGGAAGUGGGUCGCAUCAUCGAGUGCACGCACUGCGGCUGCAGAGGUUGCUCUGGCUGACACCCAUGACUCUGCUCUAUUCUGGACUUUGGACUUUGUUGGUUCCUACCUGCUGGGCCACCCCCUUCUGGAGCAGCUCUUCUCAGA
Messenger RNA from Chionomys nivalis (European snow vole), 522 nucleotides. RefSeq names its product protein BUD31 homolog. Lineage: Eukaryota; Metazoa; Chordata; Mammalia; Rodentia; Cricetidae. The record is from RefSeq and is a predicted model, not a curated record. The transcript is spliced from 4 exons. The coding region runs from base 1 to 435 and encodes 144 amino acids. Gene Ontology annotation, biological process: mRNA splicing, via spliceosome. Gene Ontology annotation, cellular component: nucleus; spliceosomal complex.